Molecule: messenger RNA, 582 nt
Organism: Penicillium bovifimosum
Lineage: Eukaryota; Fungi; Ascomycota; Eurotiomycetes; Eurotiales; Aspergillaceae
Exons: 1
Coding region: 1-582 (193 amino acids)
Source: RefSeq, a predicted model, not a curated record
AUGGCCCCCAGGCGCAAACCCCAACAGCCAGCGAAACAGGUGCCCCCAACAUCUGCACGUGAACGUCUACGCCGCGCCGCGCCUACCCGCGAUACAGGAGGUCACAGCGAGUCCACACUGCCACCUAUGCCAAGUACCCGUCCGAGGGUCCAGCGCGCAGGGAGUUUGUCGGAUCUAGCACCGGCACACUCGCCAGGCCCACAGGAAUCAACAGAGCGUCGGGAUGGUCCGGCCAUGACUUCAGAUGAUGAGAAUGACCAAAAUGUUGAAGUCGAAUCGCCGCAGUAUGAUUCUGACCCCCCGAUAGACGCCUCGCAGAGCACUGUGCGCAAAUCUCAAUCGGAGCCCGUUCGACCCCAAUCCCAGGGAAAGCGUCGCGCCGAUGCGCUCUCAGAUCUGCCGCCUUUCGUGCGGCCGCCGAUGAUGAUGCUCCCCCGAAAAAGAAAUAUCGCAAGAGACUUCCCGCCCCAAACACCAGUGUUGCCGCCGAUGAAACCGCCGCCCAUCAUGCGCGGCUUAGGGAGCUGGUCAGCUGGCACCUUUUUAGAUGGUACACCGCCACAGACAAAUCCCACGAGUUGA